AUGUCACCAGAAACACCUCGUUCAUCAUUGUUCAAAUCCCGAUUCUCAAUCCUCUCUUUACUGCCCUCUCGACAUCCACCUUUACACGUCUCUCAUCCUAUGCCUCAGCGCCACAACGUAUCUCGACAUCCAACCAUCGUAUCCUCUACAGUCUCGCCAGUCCAUUCUGAAUAUCCCGAUCCUUCUACACCGUUACCUCCCUCAAAACUAAAAAGACCACCACCUUUGGACUUGGAUAAGACAAGGAUGAUGUACCCACCCAAUCAUUCCGACAUCGUCAUUGACCCAGGAACCGGGAAGACUGAACGUCCAGUAUCAAUACCUAUCCUCUACGAUGCUCCACCACUACCGAGCAAGAAAGAUCUCAAAGCUCAAUCUAAACCUAAAUCUAAACCUAUGCCUACUAAAAAGGUGGUAGAAGAGGAUCCCUUCGAAGUGGCAGAAGUAGAAAUUGGACAUAGAUACCCAUCUUGGAAAGGUGGUAAAGUCGAUCUCAAGCCUGGUCAAGUGCUUCCUAGGGAUAUUAUACCUUCUUUAGUAUCUCACCGAUCAGAGUUAUUUUCCUCUUCCCCUAAAGGGAAAACCAGAGAUGAAGUUGAAGGAUUAGAAAAUUACGAAUCUGUCUUACAUAACGUUCUACUCACUCCCACCUAUCUCAGAGCAUCACCACUACCUCCCCGUACAGCUACAGCCUCUCCAUCGUCUCUUGGGGAAUCAUCAAGAUACGCUAAGAGACGGACAUUGUUGUAUAAAGCUAGCGAUAUGAUAAGUGGAGUAGCGAGAAAUGCGAGGAACUCAAAGUGGUUACCUGGUAAAUCGAUAUUGAAACCUACUUAUGCAUUAGAAGCUGGUAGGUCAUUGAGAGCGAUGAAAGAAAGAGAAGAACAAGAGAUGGAUAGAUUCAGAAGAAAUGUCAAACCUGUUAGGUUGAACGUUCCGGAUUAUGAAGAUGAUGAUCACACGAGGUAUCCUAAGCCCAGAGAAAACAUCGGUCAAACUUCGACUUGGUCAAUCUCUUCUUCUUCUAGUCCAGUUAGGGAGAAUAGUGGGACUUACAAGAGAUCGCCUGGAUGGGUGGGUGCGAGAGAAUGGGCGGCGGGAGGCGGUGCUUAUGAUGGUCAGAGAGCCAGGAUGCCUGAGAGAGAUGCAGCGGGUGGGAGCUGGAGAGCUAAUAAUGCGGAAGAGGUGAAACAGAGAACGAGGCAGAGAGUAUGGAAGUACGGUAUUGCAAUUGCCAUUCUUAUUCUGGCCGCUUUGAUUAUCGGUCUCUGUACCACGCUUUUACGCAAAGAUUCCAAAUCAUCUUCAUCCUCUUCUUCAUCAAAUUCGACCGACACAUCUACGACUGCUACUACAUCUGCUGCAGUACCGACUUCGACUUCUUCUGAAACUUUGACGAGCUGCCUGGAUCAAUUCAGAGUAUUACCCACUCCAACAUCAUAUCCAUGUUCCGACUGUGUACCCAUCUUAUCGACUGUAACCAACGAUUUCUCUCAAGCUGUCGUCAAUGGUAAUGUCACGGGAGUAGGAUCAGCUCUACAAUUCUGUGCUCUCAGGGAUAUAUACCAAAAAACGGCUUCGAAAGAUGGUCUGACCGAUUGGAUGAAAGAUGCCUCACCCUGUGGAGGGUGGAGUGGUAUAUCUUGUGAUCCCAGAGGAAGAAUCACCGGUUUGUUACUGCAAUACCCGAAUGUUCCUGAUGAACUGCCUGAGUCGAUCAGUAAUAUAUGGGCAUUGGAGGCUAUACAUAUAAUGGGUAAUAGUAGUGUACCCACCGGUAAAUUCCCAUCCAAUAUCCUCUCUUCUCAAAACGUCAAAACUAUCGAUCUGGAAUAUACAGCUUUGUCUGGCCCUAUCGACCAAGUGUCCUUCUCAACUGCCAGAAAUUUGAAUACACUGGUCCUGGUCAAUAAUCCUAAUUUGGGAAAUACAUUACCUGACUUGUCUGGUAAUACCGCUUUGUUGACUCUGGCAGUCACUGGACAAAGUUUGGUAGAUGCCAGGACUGAUAAAUUACCUAGUGGGAUUACCUAUCUCGAUCUAUCGUAUAACUCAUUAUCGGGUACCAUCCCCAACUUAUCUCAAUUAUCUUCCCUUAACACACUCUAUCUCCAAAAUAACAAGUACACUACCUCACCAUCGACAUUACCUUCAUCCAUCGUCAGUCUGUCGUUAACUUCCAAUACGGAUUUGAGUGGAUCUCUACCUGAUUCGAUAUGCAGUUCGACAGUGUUGGAAAAUUGUGAUUUAAGAUUAACCAAAUUGAGUGGAACGAUCUCUUCAUUAAAUUCAAGUUCGACAUCGUCAUCAACUUCUGCUGCUUCGUCAAGCGUUGCUUCUUCCAGUGCUGGUGCAAGCUCGAGUGCGGACGUGGCUCAGCCUGUUACUACCUCUGCUGCUGUUAGUAGUGCUGCGGCGGCCGGUGCCAGUGCAAGUACGAGUGCUACGUCGAUUAGUACUCUGGGGUCGGCUGUUAGUAUAAUAGCUAGAGAACCAGCUAGUUGUGGAGUAUGUAAAUUUACGUAG
Molecule: messenger RNA, 2526 nt
Organism: Kwoniella botswanensis
Lineage: Eukaryota; Fungi; Basidiomycota; Tremellomycetes; Tremellales; Cryptococcaceae
Exons: 4
Coding region: 1-2526 (841 amino acids)
Molecular function (GO): protein binding
Source: RefSeq, a predicted model, not a curated record